GGUGUGUCUCAUUUGCACCGUGUGACUUUGUAAUUCACUUGUGUUUAACAGGGGCUAUAUUGGGUUGGUGGUUAAUGUUAGCUGAAACGCUACAUCGCUAACCGGAUGUGUCUGUUACCGUUACAGCGGACGGGCACAAGAGCGAAGGGUCGACCUUUGGUUACUGAAUUGUUAAAACGGUGUUGUAUUUUCACAACUAGGUAUUAAAGAAGUUUUUAGGGAGUUCUUUGAAACAUUGACAAAGUAAUCUGUAAAAACGGGAUAUGUUAAUGCUUUUUUAAAGACAUUUAGGUUCGUAGUAACCAAUAUAUUUAGAAAUGUAUGAUAACAGACCACAUGUGUUUGUGAAUGAUCACCUGGUGUGUGUCAUCAAGGUGACUCGGCCCGGAUGAAGCUUCUUGUGAGAUGUUCAGAAUGAAGUCCAUGCGGAGCUUCAUGUUUCUAAUAUGUCCUGUCAUGGUGCUGGUAUUCUUCUACUACUCCUCUGGUAGAUUACAACUAAGAAACUCAGUCCAGAAAUCUCAGGCUGAUUUGGAUAGUUUGCUCUCCGUGGGACGUGUAGUAGCUUCAGUGUACGACAAGCAGGGAUUCCUUCUCAAGCUUGACAAAAAACUGCCCCUGGAGCUCCAGUAUAAGUAUGGUAACAUUAGUAAAGGCGAGUGUAAACAAGGAUACGCACAAGCCAAGAUGACUUUGAUCUAUCCAAAGUUUUCAAAACCAGCUCCCAUGUUCCUUGAUCCUAAUUAUAAGCGGCUAUCAAAGAUCAGCAGUUACCUGCCUCCUUUUGGAGUAAGAACACAAGAAAGGAUAAUAGAUAAUAUUUUAACAGCAACAAGAAGUUAUUCCCUGGGUUCGGAACUAGACAGUAUUUCUUGUAAGAAGUGUAUUAUAAUCGGCAAUGGAGGCAUUCUGUUCAAUAAGUCUUUGGGCACCAAAAUCGAUCAAUAUGAUGUUGUUGUGCGACUAAAUGAGGCUCCAGUCGCAGGGUUCGAGAAGGAUGUGGGCUCAAAGACCACCAUGCGCAUCACCUACCCUGAAGGAGCCAUACAGAGAGCUGAACGCUACGAGAAGAGCUCGCUAUUCGUUUUAUCCGCCUUCAAAGCCAAUGACUUCAAAUGGCUGCGGCACAUGGUGUACAAAGACAGGCUGACCCCCGGGGGUCCCCUCACUGUUAAUCAGAUUCAGACUGAAGCAUUCGAGACCUGCAGUCCUGAAAACAGUCUCUCAUGGAGAAUGGAUGGAUUCUGGAAGUCUGUGGCACGUACCGUCCCCAGAGCUCCACAAGACAUGCGGAUCCUGAACCCCUAUUUCAUACAGGAAGCCUCGUUCAGGUUAAUCGGCCUUCCACACAACAAUGGCCUCAUGGGAAGAGGGAAUAUUCCUACAUUGGGGACUGUGGCGAUCACGAUGGCCCUCCAUAACUGUGAUGAAGUGGCAGUGGCUGGGUUUGGAUAUGACAUGAACACCCCUCAUGCGCCUCUGCACUAUUAUGAGAAGCUGAGGAUGUCUGCUAUCAAAGAGUCAUGGACACACAACAUAUCCAGAGAGAAGGAGUUUCUCCGAAAGCUGGUGAAGGCGGGCGUUAUUGAGGACCUGACCCAUGGGAUCUGAUGUCGCACAGAUGAUAGACAGUGUUAACUAUAUCAGAGCGGUGACUGGCGGUGUCUUACGUGGAUAUCACUGCUGAUGGACUCACAAAUAUGAGCUAUUCAGGUCCACAGAUGUUUGAGCCAGUCGCAUGAAAGCACCGCAGGGAGUGACCUCAGCUCUUGUGCUGGACAGUAUCUCAACUCAAACAUGGUAAUGCUUGUAAAGCUAGACGGUCUGUCCCAGUGCACUGCAGCGCCCGGCAGACUUAAAACAUGCUGCUUUGGUUUUUU
Molecule: messenger RNA, 1880 nt
Organism: Danio aesculapii
Lineage: Eukaryota; Metazoa; Chordata; Actinopteri; Cypriniformes; Danionidae
Gene: st3gal3a
Product: ST3 beta-galactoside alpha-2,3-sialyltransferase 3a
Exons: 13
Coding region: 406-1611 (401 amino acids)
Molecular function (GO): sialyltransferase activity
Source: RefSeq, a predicted model, not a curated record